UGACGUUCUCUAUUGCAGGACCCGAGCAGUGGCGGCGAGCUUAUCGUCUAGACCAUCGAUUUCUUGGGCACCCAAUUACAUUCCCCUGCCGUGCGACUCGCCAGGCCUGCAUCUAAUCUGCCUUCCAUUGUGCAAACCAUCGAAAUACCCCAUUUCUACCUACGUCAACACCCAAGGAUCGCAUUGGAAUUAAUGAUUGACGACCUUCACAAUCCAACCUUCAUCUAACAGGAGGUGUCGCGAGUUUCAUCAUGUCUUCGCAAAUGCCAAAGACGCUUGCUCGAACAGCAGCCAGGACCGCACCAUCAACAUGCAAAGCUCGAUCAUCGUCAAGUAGAGCGAACUUCCUAACACACCAACAGACCGGCUACUCUCGCCUUGCCGCGGUCUCAUAUCACGGUCGAGCACAUCGCAAGCAACGCCAACUUGUCCGCUCCAUAUAUGCGAUAGCCAUUGCCGGCGGUUUGGCUACAGCAUCGCAGCUCUACAUAAACAAUGGCGGAAUCUUGCGAUCUGCGCAUGCCGAGGCACCGGAAGCAGAGGAGGACAACCCGCUCAUCUUCGAAGCGUCACGGAAAAAGCCAAAUGUGAGCAAAGAGGAGAAUCGCGAUCUGAUUUCGAGUCAGCAUCAUCAGGUCAAGCGAUCUUGGGAAAACCCAGGCGUAUACGCUUGGGGAAGUAACGUCGGUCGCGUGGUCGCACCAGACAGCACAGAAUCGGUUAUCAAAACACCACGCAGAAUAGCUUUCUUCGAUGGAAAAUUGCUACGAGACCUGAAGCUCGAUCGCAACUUUGGUGCUGCCAUCGAUGAAAAUGGAGAUCUACUACAGUGGGGCAUCCAAUAUGCCCCUGGCAUCGAAAACCCGGUCAAGACUCUGCAAGGCAAAGAUCUGAUGUCAUUGACGAUUUCCAAGGAUCGCAUCAUUGGUCUAUCGAAGGGUGGGAAAGUGUACACCGUGCCUGUUUCCGCCGACGAUCAAGCGAGCGGGAUUAAAGUCUCAGAAGCAAGCUGGAUUCCGUUCUGGAACGGGCGCAGUCGGAUAUCCUACCGUCAGUUGACUCCAAAGAAUCUCGGAUUUUCCGAAAAAGUUACUUCUGUCGCUAGUGGACUUGAACAUGCAGUUAUGGUAACAAACUCCGGACGUGUCUUCUCGUUUGCCUCUGCUACGGACAGUUUCCCGUCGCGCGGGCAGCUUGGAGUUCCUGGUUUAACCUGGUCAACUCGUCCUGCGGGCAAUUUUGAUCAGCCACAUGAGAUCACCACUCUGCGCGGAUUCAAUGUUACGAGCGUCGCUUGCGGUGAUCACCACUCGCUCGCAUUGGACAAAGAUGGCCGCGUGUUUGCUUGGGGAGACAAUGCUAGCGGUCAACUAGGUUUCGAAUAUACGACCGAAGCCAGCAUUGUUGAUGUUCCAUCCCUCGUUGCUACCCAGAAGCUGUACUCAGGUACCUCUCAAAUCCCGAAAAUCACCAGUAUCGCUGCUGGCGGGAACAACAGCUACUUCACCGUCGACGCUGUCAAGGUCGCUUCGCAGUCAUCAGAUCCCGCUGCCAACCGGUCCAUCGGCCGCAUUACCGCCGACACUUUCGCCUUCGGCUCCGGCAUUCAGGGCAACCUUGCCAACAACCGCUGGACGCACAUUCAAUCCACCCCAGCCCGUAUUCCGACAUUAUCCGGGCUUUUCGAAUAUGACGAGCCUACCUCUACAACCGUCCCGAUCCGUCUUGCACAUCUCAGCGUCGGAAGCACACACGCGAGUGCCGUCAUGAAGAACAUCACAUAUCUCUCGGCGUCUGACAAGACAAGUACCGACGACACCAACUGGGGCGCAGACAUAGUGUUCUGGGGCGGCAAUGAGCAUUAUCAGCUUGGUACCGGCAAGCGGAACAAUGUUUCGCAGCCAGUGUACAUCCAGCCUUUAGAUAUGCAGGCAGAGGUCAAGCGCGCGAAGAAGAGCAGUGGUGGAAGGGAAGAGCAUCGAUUCCACAUCACGCCUCGACAAACAGCCCGUCUGGGCAAAGAUGGAAAGGGCCGCAAAGUUAGUGUUGAACAAAAGGUGGAAUGUGGACGUUACUGUACCGCCGUGUACUCUAGUACUUGAGAGAUUGAGUAGACAGAUUGGGUAGAAAGUGUAUGAUCAUGUAACCAACCAUCAUGAAAUGGUACAUGGAUGAGAGACGGUCGAGAAUCCACCAAUUCGUCAGUCAGACUCGUGAUCA
This is a messenger RNA of Dissoconium aciculare CBS 342.82, 2220 nucleotides long. Its product is annotated as RCC1/BLIP-II. The transcript has a single exon. Gene Ontology annotation, biological process: mitochondrial respiratory chain complex III assembly. NCBI's taxonomy places the organism in Eukaryota, Fungi, Ascomycota, Dothideomycetes, Mycosphaerellales, Dissoconiaceae. The record is from RefSeq and is a predicted model, not a curated record. Gene Ontology annotation, cellular component: mitochondrial inner membrane. The coding region runs from base 252 to 2102 and encodes 616 amino acids.